AUGUUGACAAAACUGCACACAGGUCAUCCAGGGGUAGAGAGAACCUUAAGACGAGCUCGUGACUCCAUGUUCUGGCCCGGUAUAUCACAACAAGCACUUGAUAUGACACUUAAUUGUCCUACAGUGUUCAAGCUUCGAAACACAACAAGUCAAAGUGUUAUUACUAAGUUACAGGAAUCGUUUUCUAGACAUGGCAUUCCUGAGAAGGUAGUGUCCGAUAAUGGCCCCCAAUACUCUAGUCAUGAAUUUAGGGACUUUGCUCAUCAAUGGAAUUUUAACCACACAACUUCUAGCCCAAGGUACCCGCAGUCCAAUGGACUUGCUGAACGAACUGUUCAGACUGCCAAGAGAAUGUUGACCAAAUCUAAAAAAGAUGGACACAAUUUGUUUCUGUCUAUCCUUGCUUAUCGUACCACUCCCCUCAACAUGGGCCUCUCACCUUCACAGUUGCUCAUGUCCAGAAGGUUAAGGUCAGACUUGCCUGUACACCCCUCCUUGUUAAAACCUCGUGUUAAUGACCAGUUCGAUGUUAAACACUCUAUGAUGAGUGAAAAGGUCAAGUCAAAACAGUACUAUGAUAGAAGGUCAAGGUUAUCUGCUCCAUUAGAUACAGGAGAGAAGGUUAGAGUUCAGUUGCACUCUAAGACAUGGACUCCAGCAGUUGUCUUAAAACCUCACAAUGAAAGGUCAUACUUGGUAAAAACACCCAAUGGUUCUGUUUAUAGGAGAAAUAGUAGACACAUUGUUAAGUCAAAUGAAAAUGUACAGUGUGACCCUGAGACCCCAAACUUUACUUUGUUCACUCCACAACCCACUACUCAGGUAAACGCUCCCAAUCAACAGACCGGAAAACUUGACACGGGUCUUUUCCAACCUUUACCUACUUGCUCACCAGGAGUACAGUCUAACCUUGCUAAACCUCAGCCAGUACAGUCUAACAUGCCAUAUGUAACUAGGUCAGGGAGAACUGUUAAGCCUUUAGAAAAACUUAAUCUUUGA
This is a messenger RNA of Saccostrea echinata, 999 nucleotides long. RefSeq lists its product as uncharacterized. The record is from RefSeq and is a predicted model, not a curated record. Gene Ontology annotation, molecular function: nucleic acid binding. The coding region runs from base 1 to 999 and encodes 332 amino acids. Lineage: Eukaryota; Metazoa; Mollusca; Bivalvia; Ostreida; Ostreidae. The transcript has 2 exons. Gene Ontology annotation, biological process: DNA integration.